CCGAUGCUGCGGCUGUUCAGACGGCGCGCGGGUGGGCUGGCAAGGCGAGGGCGGCGACGAGGGGAGGCACGUGGUCGGCGCCGCCCUCCCGGUGGCUCUCCCCGUCCUCGUGCGGGGAAGGGGGAGGAGGAAGGAGCCGGCAGCCGCAGCCCAGCCCAGCUCGCCAUCCCCCCAGGAAGGCUCGACGGUGGCGCGGCGGCUGCCUGCCUGGCCUCCUCCCGCCUGGCACACACGAGGCGUGUCCACGCACACGGGGGGAGGCGAGAGGCGGGCGCGCAUCGCUUGGGCACAGCUGCCGCAGCGGCUCUUUCAGCGCAAGCGGAGAGCGAGGCAGACAGGCGCCCCAGCAGCCCGGGAAAGCCGUCGGGAGAGGCACCGGGGCGGGUGAAUGAUCCCGGCUCUCGGAGGCAGUUGCGUGGAAGAAAUCGGGGGCCGCCAUGGAGGUCAAUGCAGGUGGUGUGAUUGCUUACAUCAGCUCUUCAAGUUCAGCCUCUAGCCCUGCCUCGUGCCACAGCGAGGGAUCAGAGAGCAGCUUCCUGUCCUCGUCACCUGUACCGCAGUCACCAAACAGUUCCUCUUCAGACGGCAGCUGCAGCAGCAAGAGCAAAGAGGGCUCUGAUGGAGUACCAAAGAAUGACCGGUUAGAUGACCGCGUUAAGGCCAGCCAGCCAAGUGUAACUGCAUUGACCAAGGGUCAUGGUGGACUUACAAAAUUUAAUGGCAUGGUCCUGCUGUGUAAAGUCUGUGGAGAUGUUGCUUCAGGAUUCCACUAUGGCGUCCAUGCCUGUGAGGGGUGCAAGGGCUUUUUCAGAAGAAGCAUCCAGCAAAAUAUCAAAUACAAGAAGUGCCUGAAGAAUAAUAACUGCUCUAUAAUGAGAAUGAAUAGGAACAGGUGCCAGCAGUGCCGGUUCAAAAAAUGUUUGUCGGUUGGGAUGUCAAGAGAUGCCGUUCGAUUUGGCCGGAUUCCUAAACGCGAGAAGCAGAGGAUGCUGGUUGAGAUGCAAAGCGCCAUGAAAACCAUGAUGAACACCCAGUUCAGCGAUCAUUUGCCCAGCGAAGCCUCGAAAGAGAGCCAAGAACCUUUGCUUCUGCUGCCUCAAGGAGAGCUGAGCGCCAAACGGCAAGAAGAGCAGAAAAACACCGGCAGCCGUUCUCCUCCUCCUCCUCCUCCUCCUCCUGUUCUCCUCCUCCCCCCUCCUCCCCCUCCCCCCUCUGACAUUGCUAAGGAAGAAGUGGUUGGCAUGGUGACCAGAGCCCACAAAGAUACCUUUAUGUACAACCAGGAGCAGCCCGAAAACCCUCCCACUCCUGGGCAGCCCCAGAAUAUGGAGAGAAACCUAACGUACAGCGGUGGUAGUGAAACCAAUAAUAGUGGUGGGAAUGAACAACAUUUCACUGGACAACACAAAGGACAAAACAACAUGCAUUAUCCAAAUGGGCGUAGUAGCCUUUGCUUUGCAAACAGCCAUUCUGUGAACUUGGCUAAUGGUGUCGCCUCAAAAAGUUGCAAUGGCAGGCCUGAAAGUGGCUUUCCUCAGCACAUGUCUAUGAACGCCUACCCCUGCAACCCCGGAGAGAGGAUGCACCUGGUUUGCCCAAUGAACAAGACUCCUUUUGUGGACCCAAAUAAGUCUGGUCAUGAAGUCUGGGAAGAAUUUUCCAUGAGCUUUACUCCUGCUGUGAAGGAAGUGGUGGAGUUUGCCAAACGUGUUCCAGGCUUCCGAGACCUUUCACAGCAUGACCAAGUAAACCUUCUGAAGGCUGGAACCUUUGAGGUUUUAAUGGUACGGUUUGCAUCCUUAUUUGAUGCAAAGGAUCGCACUGUCACUUUUCUCAGUGGAAAGAAAUACAGUGUGGACGACCUGCGUUCAAUGGGAGCUGGUGAUCUGCUCAACUCCAUGUUUGAGUUUAGUGAGAAACUAAAUGCCCUGAACCUUAGUGAUGAAGAAAUGAGCUUGUUUACAGCUGUGGUCCUUGUGUCUGCUGAACGAUCGGGAAUAGAAAAUGUCAACUCGGUGGAAGCGUUGCAAGAAACACUAAUCCGCGUGCUUAGGACCUUAAUCACAAAAAACCAUCCGAACGAAGCCUCUAUAUUUACAAAACUGCUCUUGAAGUUGCCUGACUUGCGUUCCUUAAACAACAUGCACUCUGAGGAACUCUUGGCCUUUAAAGUUCACCCAUAGGCUUUUACCUCUUUUAUUUAUAGAAUGGACUUGCUUCCUGUCAAUUAACUGUGGUUAUUUCUAUAAAAUGCUAUAAAAUGUUUAUUUAUGUUUGUUUGUAUGUAUGUACCUUUUGUGGAGAAGAAGAAGAACUCGCUGUCUGUGUGAUGGGUAGAUGUUAUGUUGCCAUGCAAUAACAACGUUUCGGGUUGAACAUUUUUCCGUCAGUGGCGACAUGGCCAUAGAUUUCUUCAUGAUUAUCCAAAAUAGUGCCCCAUUUGCACUAAAAGUGAAGAGGUGACAUUCAAUCUUACGGAUAUAGACUGUUAAUUACUGCACCCUUACAGUAAAGACCAAUUAACUGGCUCUGUUAUAAACCAGAAUGCACAAUGGCUAUAUGCAGAAAACAGAAUUUGGGGUAAAUGCAUAGCUGCCAAGUUUUCCCUUUUCUCACGAGGAAGCCUAUUCAGCAUAAUGGAAAAUCCCUUUAAAAAAGGGAUAACUUGGCAGCUAUGGGUAAAUGACACUACAGUGACUGAAGAUGGAUUUAAUCUGUUUAUUCCCCCCCCCCCCUUUUGAGCAUCUCAUCUUGGUUCUGUAGGAAGCUCAGAAAAUCUAACAUUUUGCUUUUCGGAAGCUCAGGAGCUCCAUGGGGAAGUCUCAUUGUAAACUGAUUUGAUAGCUCCAAGCACAAGCGUCCAUGUGCUGUAUGUAUGUAUAGUAUGUAUAGUAUAGUUGGGUGUGUUAUGACUUUUAAGAAAUACAUUGUUUGUGUAUGUAUAUAUUUAAGUGUAUGUAUGUAAAUAGUUCUAAUUGAAACAACAUGCAUAUAAUUUCUCCACAAUAUUUUUCAACUGUGAAGUUCACCAAACGAAAGGUGGUUGACCCAUGGGAACAACGGAACCGAUGUUUUUGGUAGAUGUGCUGCGGAACCAAAUGUCUCGAGAGUUCAUCGUGUUUAUAGAGAUUUUCAGGUUAACUGCGGUGUGCCGAGUUCGCUGCUUUGAGAAGUCUUGCAGAAUCAAAAGUGAAAUGGCAGAUCUGUCAAAUCAGUUAAAGGUACUGGAUUGGGCUGACUUUUU
Zootoca vivipara (common lizard) is the source of this 3244-nucleotide messenger RNA. RefSeq names its product nuclear receptor subfamily 1 group D member 2 (gene NR1D2). Gene Ontology annotation, cellular component: nucleus. Gene Ontology annotation, biological process: retinoic acid receptor signaling pathway; negative regulation of transcription by RNA polymerase II; cell differentiation. Gene Ontology annotation, molecular function: nuclear receptor activity; zinc ion binding; RNA polymerase II cis-regulatory region sequence-specific DNA binding. The record is from RefSeq and is a predicted model, not a curated record. NCBI's taxonomy places the organism in Eukaryota, Metazoa, Chordata, Lepidosauria, Squamata, Lacertidae.